Molecule: messenger RNA, 3674 nt
Organism: Cornus florida
Lineage: Eukaryota; Viridiplantae; Streptophyta; Magnoliopsida; Cornales; Cornaceae
Product: WD repeat-containing protein YMR102C
Exons: 8
Coding region: 409-2574 (721 amino acids)
Molecular function (GO): protein binding
Source: RefSeq, a predicted model, not a curated record
UGUGUCUAUGUGAGAGACACCAAAGUACGCUGGCGCAGAAACACCCUACUACUCUCGAAAUCUCGAUUCACGAGCCAUACGUUCACGAAUGUCAAGGAUUUUUCUUUUUUCCAAUUUACCCCAACUUUUUCCAAUCUAUUACUGAUUUUGUUUCCAAUUUUUUUUUUGUUACUCCUCUCUUCUUCGCUUCACACAGACGCGCGCACACAGACAUACACACAGAAAGAGAGAGAGAGAGUGCGAGGAGAGAGAAACUUAAAAUUCCCAUGGACUAAAGGAUCGAUGCCUCCUUCUUCGGCGUCGUUCAAUUUCAUAGAACCAAACCCAUUUGGGAGGGAAUUUAGCACAUUGCGUAUGGCUUAUAAAGUUGGUUCCUUGAGUUGGGGUUUCAUGGGUUGAACUCAAGGAAUGAUGGGUAGCUUAAGCGAUGACGAAGAAUAUCAAUUCUUUGAUGCACACGACGACAUUGCUACAGUGCAUGAAUGCCCGGAGUCCUCUGAUUCUUCUUGUGAAAGUGAUAAUUCGGCGUCAAAUAGUUUUGGGUAUGACAUGUGGACUGGGAGUCCCCAAAGUGUUCAAGAGCGCCGUAGUAAUUUCUUAAAUUGGAUGGGACAGAAUUCGGAUUGGAUUGGGGCGGUGAAUUCAACAGAGAUGGGUGGUGAUCUGCUUAAAGGAGAGAUUGAUAGAAUCACAAAGAGAAGUGGGUCCUUGUUGAGAACCCCGAGUUUUGAAGAUGAGUUUUCUUCAAGCCGAUCAUCCGUGUCAAGUUGGUCCAAGGAUGUUUUUGAGUUGUCAGAAGAAUCGGGCUCAAAUAUGUGCAGAAUUGGGAAUUCGGAUGGAUUAGCAGGACGUGAUGUAGAUAAAUUGGGGCAAGAUUACAAGCAGCAUAAACUUUCAGUAAUGGGUUCUGAGCAAUUGGUGCCUGCUGAAGAGUUUGACAACACUUCUGGAUCAUCUGCAUCAGCUAAGCAGCUCACGCAGAGGGAAGCUGAGGUUGAUUGCAAUUCUUCUGGAAUGAUGAACAGAGGUAAGAACAGGUGGUUGAGUAGAUUACGCUUCAUGACAUGCAUAAUGAAUGGGCAAGGUAAAGCUAAUAAUUUGAGAUUGAAUGCCUCUGACCCAAUUAGAGGGGCUAGGGUUCAAAGAGUUAGGGUUCACCACUACAGAAAGCGGUCCAAGGAACUCUCAGCUCUUUUUAUGGGACAAGAGAUCCAGGCCCACAAGGGUUCAAUAUUGACAAUGAAAUUUAGUCUUGAUGGUCAGUACCUUGCUAGUGCUGGUGAAGAUGGGAUUGUGCGUGUGUGGCAAGUGGUGGAGGAUGAGAGAUCGAAUGAAGUUGAUAUUCCAGAUAUUGAUCCAUCUUGCAUAUACUUUACUGUAAAUCAUCUCUCUGAACUGGCACCUGUCAUUGUGGAGAAAGAGAAAAUGGGUGUGCUGAAGAGCCUGAGGAAAAAAACGGACUCAGCUUGUGUUAUCUUUCCCCCAAAAGUCUUCCGCAUAUUGGAGAAACCGUUGCAUGAAUUUCGUGGGCAUAGUGGUGAGAUCUUGGAUCUCUCAUGGUCGAAGAAUAAUUAUCUUCUGUCAUCAUCGGUUGAUAAAACUGUUCGGUUGUGGCGAAUGGGAUAUGACAAUUGCCUUGAGGUUUUUUCACAUAGUAAUUAUGUGACUUGCGUUCAGUUCAACCCUGUGGAUGAUAAUCACUUCAUCAGCGGUUCAAUAGAUGGGAAAGUUCGCAUUUGGGCAAUUACUGGUUGCCAAGUUAUUGAUUGGACUGACAUAAGGGAUAUGGUCACUGCCGUCUGUUAUCGCCCGGACGGGCAGGUUGGGAUUGUUGGCUCUUUUACCGGCAAUUGCCGUUUUUACAAUUUAUCAGAUAAUCACUUCCAACUGGAAUCUCAGAUAUGCUUACACAGUAAGAAGAAGUCACCAUACAAAAGAAUAACUGGCUUCCAGUUUUAUCCACAAGACCCCAGUAAACUAAUGAUCACUUGUGCUGAUUCACAAGUCAGGAUUCUUCAUGGAAUUAAUGUGAUUGGCAAAUAUAGGGGCCUCCGUAAUGCAGGAAAUCAGAUCUUUGCAUCUUUUACCUCAGAUGGGAAGCAUAUAAUCUCAGCUUCUGAGGAUUCUAAUGUGUAUAUAUGGAACUGCAUGAGUCAGGAAGAGACUUCUCUGUCCAAACCAAAGAAAGUUAGGUCCUUCGAGCACUUCUCUGCAAAUGCGUCAGUUGCAAUACCUUGGUGUGGAUUGGAAUCUGGGAAAUCAGAAAAUGAAGGGAAAUUUAGCAUUUUGGAUGAGGAUUCUCCUAAUAUGUUGCCUGUCUGCUCACCCAGUCGGUUCUCUCUGAGUGAACAGUUCAUCUUAGAGUCUUUUAAUAAGGGGUCUGCAACUUGGCCUGAGGAAAAGCUUCCUACUCCUAGGACUGUGCAAUCUUCAUUGCAUAAAUCUCAAUACAAGUUUCUGAAAGCUUGUCAGAGUACAUCCAGUUCUCAUGCAUGGGGUCUGGUUAUUGUUACUGGGGGCUGGGAUGGACGGAUUAGGUCAUUCCACAAUUAUGGCUUACCAGUUCCUCUAUGAACUCCUUGGGACUUGCAUGUUUUUGGAGAAUCGGAGAUGGUACCUUUGGUUUGGCACUUUACUUUCAUUAGUGCAAAAUCAUUAUUGGAUGUGCUGGUCCAUGAAGACUUUGGCAUCAUCAAACCUGCGGGUUGGAGUUUAUUAGUCCAGACUCCAUAGGGCAUUUGUGCAGUAUUGAUGAUGCUUCUCGAAUUUUUUGUCUUUCAAUGGGCCCCUUCUCGAAUUUUAGAUGUGUAUUAUAAUUGAAUCAGGUCUUGACAGGUGGUGGUAGACCAAAAGUUAUACUGUAAUCUGGCUAGGAAUCAACAAAUGGCUGAGGUUGGUUUAUCUGCAUCGCGUCCCGGUUAAUUCUGGGAUUAUUUGAUUUGUUUAUUGGAGAAUUUUAUGUCUGCCACCCCACCGAAUAGAGGAGUCAUAUUAACUGAUAAGAGAGGCCUAUUUAGAUGCGUAUCUGCAUAAUAGAGGUGUCUGUGGGACCUUGUUGAACCUCUUCCAUUUGUUCUUUAUAAUGGGACGAUUGGAGAGCUGGUGGUUGGAAUUUCUUGGGGAAAAAAAUAGGGGAAUUUUAGAUUUUAUAGUACGUCAGCCGGUCUUAAUGAUUGAAUGGUUUGUCUGCCAUUUGGUCGGUCGAUCUGGUGGUGGGGUUUGUAUCGAUUGAGCAUGUGGGAAGGUGCUGGGUGGGCCAUUUUCUGCUGAACAGACUCAUCGCCUCUGAUCUGCUCUUGGUGGAAUGUAGAUGAUCCAUGUUUGGUUGCUGAUCAUGGUUCAGUGCUUUCUUUUUCCGCCCGACCGUUGUGGACACCGAUUUGGUUUCGACGAACAACUGACUAACCUGGUAAUCCUUUAGUUCACUAACAAAUUAGAUAGAUGCCAUCUUCACAAUUUUUAUUCCAAUGUAUCAUUGAACAGAGUUGAGUUAGUAGGGUUUUUGAUUUAAAUAGAAAUGGUUUAUAUUUAGCAUUGCUUCAACUGUAUGUAUAUAUAUAGGAAUUUCCUAGUGUAGUUUUUCUUCUUUCUGUUGUAUAUAUGCCUGCAGCAGAAAGGUCAUUUAACAGAAAAAAAAAAAAAAAAAAAAAAAAAAAAAAAAAAAAGAAGGAAAA